AUGGAGGCCGCGGUGAGCCAGACGAAGGCGCCCGGGCCGGGAGCGGCGGCCCCGGCCCGUGGGGUCCGUGGGGUCCGCGGGGUCCGCGGGGUCCGAGGGGCUCGCCACCGCCACCGCCGCCGCCGCCUUCGCCCCGGGGACCCCGGGGAGCCGCUCCGCCCCGACCACAUGGGCCUCCGGCCCGCCUUCGCCAAGCCGCCCGGCGCCGGCCCGGGGACCGAGCCCGCCGCCAUGCACGGGGGCCUGGGAGGCGAGCGGGGCCCGGGGUCCCCGCCGCCACCGGCCGCCUUGGGCACGGUGUUCAUCUCGUCGGCCGGCACCUACGCGGGCCCGGACGGGGCGGGGGCGGGGGCGGGGGCGGGGGCGGGGGUCCCGCUGGACGGGCAGAUGCGGCUGGGCCUGGCGGCGGCGGCGGCGGCGGCGGCCGAGCUGUACGGCCGGGCCGAGCCGCACUACGGGGCCGCCGCGCUGCACGGCUACGGCCCCGGCGACUUCGACCUGGGCCUGGCGGCCGCCGGGCACCGAGCCCGCCCCCCUCCGCCGCACCCCCGCGCCCACGCCCCCUCGCCCGGGGCCUUCCUGCGCUACAUGCGGCAGCCAAUCAAGCAGGAGCUCAUCUGCAAGUGGAUCGACCCGGACCUGCGGCCGCUGCCGCCGCUGCCGCCCCUACCGCCGCUGCAGCCGCUGCCGCCCCUGCAGCCGCUGCCGCUGCUGCAGCAGCAGCCCCCGCAGCCCCCGCAGCCCCCGCAGCCGCCGCCCCCCCCGGAGGAAGGCGCCAAGCCCUGCUCCAAAACUUUCAGCACCAUGCACGAGCUGGUGAGCCAUGUCACCGUCGAGCACGUCGGGGGGCCCGAGCAGAGCAGCCACGUCUGCUUCUGGGAGGAGUGCCCGCGCCAGGGCAAGCCCUUCAAGGCCAAGUACAAGCUCAUCAACCACAUCCGCGUCCACACCGGAGAGAAGCCCUUCCCCUGCCCCUUCCCCGGCUGCGGCAAGGUCUUCGCCCGCUCCGAGAACCUCAAGAUCCACAAGCGCACGCACACAGGGGAAAAGCCUUUCAAAUGCGAGUUUGAUGGAUGCGACAGGAAGUUUGCCAACAGCAGCGACCGCAAGAAACACUCUCACGUCCAUACCAGCGACAAGCCCUACUACUGCAAGAUCCGAGGUUGUGAUAAAUCCUACACGCACCCCAGCUCUUUGAGAAAGCACAUGAAGAUCCACUGCAAGUCUCCCCCGCCUUCUCCGGGGGCUCUCGGUUAUCCCUCGGCGGGGACCCCCCUGGGAUCCCCUCUGUCCCCUGGCCCGGACCCUGCCAGGAGUCGCUCGGCCACUCUCUCGCCCCCGGUCACCAACCUCAACGAGUGGUAUGUCUGUCAAGCCAGCGGAACCCCAAACCACCUCCACACGCCUUCCAGCAACGGGACCACGUCGGAGUCGGAAGAUGAAGAGAUUUAUGGGACCUGCGAUGACGCGAGAACUAUACAUUAGAAACCGAUCAUUCGACAGAGCUUUCAGGACGGAAGCCCUGGGACCAUCUUCUGAAUUGUAAUGGUGCGGAGCUUGAACCAAGCUUAUGGCCCAGACAUGCCGUCGGGUUGAACUGACCCUAUUUAUUCAAUAUGAAACCCUAUGGUGUUUUUUGCGCUUAAUUUAACUGACAUUUUUGAAACUUUAAAAAAAUAAAAUACAACACCCCCCCCCCCAAAAAAACAACAAAACAAAAAAAGCAAAAAAAUCAAAUCAAAUCAAGCCAAACAAACGAAGCUGGACUAUCUCGGUGAACUAAAUUGUAUGUUUUGAGGAGCAAGGGGUAGGUGUGAAGAUGCCAAGGGAAAAUGAUGGACAGAGAAAUUCAUCGUCACUGCCAAUGCAAUAUUUCUCAUAAGGGAGAGGAAGAGUGUUGAGUAAGGAAGAGACAGAGCCGAGCGGGCUGCCUGCGUUUCUUGGAGUGCCUCCUGAAUAUUUUUGAUACCAUUCGAUAGGCUGGUUUACAGCCUGCUUAGGCCUAUUUUCUGCAACGGCCUCUUGAUUGUAAACUCCCCUGCUGCCUUGCCAACGGUUCUCGGACUGGAUGUGCGCCCAAAAUAUUUGUAAAAUCUUUAUCUCUUUCCAUUCUGAUAUUUUGUAAACUUUGAUUUUUACUCUUGAGUCCUUGGUCUCACCACAACACGGUAUUUUUUUAUACAAGGAUUGUUUUCUUGUUCUCCUAAUUGAAUACAGUAUGGUUUUUUUUUUAAAGAUGCAGCAUUCUUGAUCGUUCUCCAAAUUUUGUACUGUUGGGAGCCUGCAGACAGUUCAGAGAGAAAGCAAGCUGCUGUUAUUAGACAACUGUGAUACUGUGAUUUAUAAACUACCAAGAAAUUCAAGUGCUUUCUUUUCCCUUUUGCAAAACCCUUAAAAAAAAAAAAAUCAACAACCCUGAAAGCUCAGAUGCUGCCUCUUUGCUGUAUCCAAACCACUUGCAUCGUGAUGGGUUGUUAGGUCCGAAGUUCCUGGUCUGCCAUGAUUAAUUAGAGUGGGGCCUGAGGAGUUGUGAUGCUAGUGUGUGUUGUAUACUUUUUAUACUUUUGUGUACCAACCUUUUAAAAAUGCUUUAUUUUUCCAAUAACUGAAACCACGUUGUAUGCAUUUUUUCCACCUGAGCACUGAGCAUCGAGGCUCCAUCCCAUUUGAAAGUGACAGCCGUAUACAGUGUGUGAGAUGGGGAGAAUGGUCAUAAGCAUUAAAAAAUUUAAAAGGGUUAGAGUUACAGCCAGACACCGACGAGUGUCAGACCUUUUCCGGAACUGUCAAGCUCGGGAAAGAAAACAGGUCAAGGAUCGAGGAUGGUACCUCUUAGUCAAUGUAUCUGUGGUCGUCUCACACGCAGAAUGUAAGCCAGUCAAAAACAUCAUACAAAUAUACUAAAGAGCACUAAUUUAUCCUCAGAGACCCUGAAGACACCCCUCCCCAGGGCUUGUAGAAAUUUGUUUUGUGUGCUGUGAGUGGCUGUUGUAGUCUUGUCAUUGUUAAUAACUUGUAUGUGAACACUAUUAUUUUGUACAGUUGAAUUUAAUUUAUUUUCUGGCAUCAUCCGUUUAUUUCCCCCUGGAAGAGUACAAAGCACACCAAAGAAUUAUAUUAUUAAUUUUGGUGAAAUAUUGUCUUUAAUAAUUCUGUGGUUUGUAACAAAAAAAAAGAGAGAAAGGAAAAAGAAAAAAAAUAUAUUUUUAAGCUUACUUGAAUGAAUAAUGUAAUGUGAAACCGAGACUCUUCCUGCAUGUCUCCUCUCCAGUGUGUUGGUUAUGAGAUUUAUAUUUAGUUUAGAGAAAGAUUCUAUUAUGAGUAGAGUUCAUGGUGCUGUCACUUUGGAAACCCUUAAAUGUUGUCUUCAGAUUGUUACGGUGAAUAUAAAGAUACAGACCUUUUUUAAAGAAAAAAAACUUUUUAACCAGAAAAACUUGAAUACGAAAUCAUUAUACAUUUUUGAAAUUAAUUUGAUUUGCACACCAUUCCCUCUCAAAGCCCUCCCCCUCCCCCCCAAACAAAACAAAAGAACAACAACAACAACAACAACAAACAAAACCCCAAACCAAGAAAAAAACUCCAAACCCCAGCCAAAACAGAAACCCCAAGAGUAAGUUAUGGGCUUUUUGAGGCUAAUUUAUGUAUCAAAUGAUUUAGAACAAAACCAUUUCUAAUUUAUGUUGAACUAUUUUAUUUAUUCAAUUUUUUCAACAGUAGUUUGCACUAUAAGUUAUUACAUCAGGUUUAUUUAUUUGAAACAGAUGUUAUUUUAUAUACUUUGCAACACAUUAAUACUCAUUUCCCCUAGAUUUCUCAAUCCAUGAUCCUCCAAAAUAAAACCCAUAAGAUUUGUAUGUCCAAAAGAGAGAAAGCAACAGUGACUCUGUCUUAAAGGUCAAUAAUAAUAAUAAUAAUAAAAAUUCUUAUUUAUUGCCUAUGUUUUCCAUAGUUGCUUAUUCAUAUGCCUAUCAAUAGCUCUCACCUCCACAGAAUAGAGGAAGGUGGGUGGGUGGCUGCUAGGUGCCAAAAUUAAACACCCAGAAAAGAUUUGGAACUUUUCCCUCCUUGAUGUCUUUAUUUCCAACAGAAAAGUCCAAAACGUUUCUUAACCUCCAUUUAUUCUUACUCUCCAGAUUAAAAAUUGUUCAGUAUGUGUAACACGGAACUAUUUUGAUUGCACACAUUUUGUCUUUACAUGUUUGCGGGUUAAACAUGCAGACUGCAUAUAUGUAUAUAUAUACACACACAGACACAAAUAUAUGUAUGAAAGUGUAUGUGUGUGCAUAUGUGUAUUUCAUGUUAACCUUGUUUUUCAGAAUAUCCACAGCAAAAAUUAAUUCCUCUAGCAGCUAUAAUACGUGGAAUGCUGAAAAUUGAAUUUACAUCUCUUUAAAAUCUAAUUUUUUUAGCCAAAGAGAGAGGAAGGGAGAAAAAAAGAGGAGGAAGAGAGGUGUAAAACUGGACUUCGACUAGCCGAGAUAUUGAAUAAACGGUACUCUGAAUGAAAUAAAA
Messenger RNA from Ornithorhynchus anatinus (platypus), 4515 nucleotides. It is a transcript of the gene ZIC5, whose product is annotated as Zic family member 5. NCBI's taxonomy places the organism in Eukaryota, Metazoa, Chordata, Mammalia, Monotremata, Ornithorhynchidae. Gene Ontology annotation, cellular component: nucleus. The transcript has 3 exons. Gene Ontology annotation, molecular function: DNA-binding transcription factor activity, RNA polymerase II-specific; RNA polymerase II cis-regulatory region sequence-specific DNA binding. Gene Ontology annotation, biological process: regulation of transcription by RNA polymerase II; central nervous system development. The record is from RefSeq and is a predicted model, not a curated record. Bases 1 to 1485 code for a protein of 494 amino acids.